UAAUCAUAGCCGUCAAAUGUCACUAGUCUGAGAGCACACAAGCACUACAAAACCCUAGCCAUCUCAUUUCGACGUUGUUGACAAGCCCCGCCGAGAAACCCUAGGUUGCAGUUGCAGUUGCAGAGAGCCUCCACUGUAUCGAGAUGGGUGAAGAGGUGAAGGCAUUUGUUCCGGAGUCUGUGUUGAAGAAGAGAAAGAGGGAGGAGGAAUGGGCUUUGGCGAAGAAGCAGGAGGUUGAAGCUGCUAAGAAGAAGAGAGCUGAGAGCCGCAAGCUGAUCUACAGCAGGGCUAAGCAGUACGCCAAGGAGUACGAUGAGCAGGAGAAGGAGUUGAUUCGAUUGAAGCGUGAGGCUAAGUUGAAAGGUGGAUUUUAUGUUGAUCCUGAGGCUAAGCUCUUGUUUAUCAUUCGUAUCCGUGGUAUCAACGCCAUGCAUCCUAAGACUAGGAAGAUCCUGCAGCUAUUGAGAUUGAGACAGAUUUUCAAUGGUGUAUUCCUUAAGGUUAACAAAGCAACAGUCAACAUGUUGCACAGAGUUGAGCCUUAUGUUACUUUUGGAUACCCUAAUCUGAAGAGUGUAAGGGAACUUAUCUACAAGAGAGGUUAUGGCAAGUUAAACAAGCAGAGAACUGCUCUUACUGACAACUCCAUUGUUGAGCAGGCCCUGGGUAAGUUUGGAAUCAUCUCUGUUGAAGACCUUAUCCAUGAGAUCAUGACUGUUGGACCUCAUUUUAAGGAGGCAAACAACUUCCUCUGGCCAUUUAAGCUCAAGGCUCCUUUGGGUGGCUUGAAGAAGAAGAGGAACCACUAUGUUGAAGGAGGUGAUGCUGGAAACAGGGAGAACUACAUCAAUGAGCUAAUCAGGCGCAUGAAUUAAGCUGUGUCAGUGUCCAAUUAUUAAUUAGGGCAAUCAGUCUUUCUUUGGCUUUAGAACAAGAUCAGACAUACAUUUUCGUAUCUGAAAUUUUGGAAAUAGCACAUUUCUGGCUCUCAUAAAUCAUUUUGCUAAGGUUGAAUUUGUUUUUCAUAUAUUUAAGUUUGAGUGAUGAGUUUCAUGUUGAUUUUUCUAUUUAUGAAUAUGCUUGGUUUAUAAUGCUUAGCUUUCUAUUUGCUAUUCA
Lotus japonicus is the source of this 1116-nucleotide messenger RNA. Its product is annotated as 60S ribosomal protein L7-4. Lineage: Eukaryota; Viridiplantae; Streptophyta; Magnoliopsida; Fabales; Fabaceae. Gene Ontology annotation, biological process: maturation of LSU-rRNA from tricistronic rRNA transcript (SSU-rRNA, 5.8S rRNA, LSU-rRNA). Gene Ontology annotation, cellular component: cytosolic large ribosomal subunit. Gene Ontology annotation, molecular function: structural constituent of ribosome; RNA binding. The transcript is spliced from 7 exons. The coding region runs from base 144 to 875 and encodes 243 amino acids. The record is from RefSeq and is a predicted model, not a curated record.